Messenger RNA from Apodemus sylvaticus (European woodmouse), 3862 nucleotides. RefSeq names its product phospholipase D2 (gene Pld2). The transcript has 25 exons. Lineage: Eukaryota; Metazoa; Chordata; Mammalia; Rodentia; Muridae. The record is from RefSeq and is a predicted model, not a curated record. Gene Ontology annotation, biological process: cell motility; phosphatidic acid biosynthetic process; intracellular signal transduction. The coding region runs from base 520 to 3321 and encodes 933 amino acids. Gene Ontology annotation, molecular function: phosphatidylinositol binding; D-type glycerophospholipase activity.
AGCCCUGGGGAGUGGGCGGCCCGGGAGUGGGCGGCCCGGGCCGGGGCGUCUCUAGCGCAGGGCGGGCAGAGGACGGCGGGGGCGGGACCCAGCUGACGCGACAACCGUGGAGGUGAUCCUUGGGGGCCUUCCCGCCCCCGAGGGCAGGCUCUGAACCCCGGCCCCGCCCCAGCCCUCUGGGGUGUAGGCUCCUGGCUGAGUUCUGCCUGUGCUUGAGAACCCGCGCGGGCUCCGGGGCCCGCGUCCAGGUUGCGGGGGCCCGGGGCGCAGAGCGGCUGAGGUCCGGAGCCCCGGGAACCGGGCGGGGACGCUGUCGGGCUGGAGCUGCUCGGGCCUUCUGACUCAGCCACUCGUCCAGAUUUCAGGAUUUCUCUCCUGGGCGGGGAGCGAUCAACUUCCUCAUUCCCGCCGGGACCCUCGCUUCCAGCCAGUCUGGCUUGACUGACUCCCCGCUGUCACCAGGGCUCCUCCCUUGGACUUAACCUCGCCUCGGUUCGAGGCCAUCCCACCUUGGCUAGGAUGACUGUAACCCAGAAGAACCUCUUUCCCUAUGGGGACUAUCUGAACUCCAGCCAGUUGCACAUGGAACCAGAUGAGGUUGACACACUGAGGGAAGGAGAGGAUCCAGCUGAUCGAAUGUAUCCCUUUCUGGCCAUCUAUGACCUUCAACCUCUGAAAGCGCACCCCUUGGUGUUUGCCCCUGGGGUCCCUGUUAUAGCCCAGGUAGUGGGCACUGAAAGAUACACCAGCGGAUCCAAGGUGGGAACCUGUACUCUAUAUUCUGUUCGCUUGACGCAUGGUGACUUUACCUGGACAACCAAGAAGAAAUUCCGACACUUUCAGGAGCUGCAUCGGGAUCUUCAGAGACACAAAGUCUUGAUGAGUCUGCUUCCUCUGGCUCGCUUUGCUGUGGCCCAUGCUCCAGCCCGAGAGGUAGCCAACGAGGACAUUCCCUCCCUACCCCGAGGAGGUUCUGAGGGCUCCGCCAGACACACAGCCAGCAAGCAGAAAUACCUGGAAAAUUACCUCAACCGCCUCCUAACCAUGUCUUUCUAUCGAAAUUACCAUGCCAUGACAGAAUUUCUGGAAGUCAGUCAACUUUCCUUUAUCCCAGACCUUGGCUCCAAAGGACUGGAAGGGGUGAUCCGGAAGCGCUCAGGUGGACAUCGAGUCCCUGGCUUCACCUGCUGUGGCCGAGACCAAGUUUGUUAUCGAUGGUCCAAGAGGUGGCUGGUGGUGAAGGACUCCUUCCUGCUGUACAUGCGCCCAGAGACCGGCGCCAUCUCAUUUGUUCAGCUUUUUGACCCUGGCUUUGAGGUCCAGGUGGGGAAACGGAGCACAGAGGCGCGGUAUGGGGUAAGGAUCGACACCUCCCACAGGUCCCUGAUUCUCAAGUGCAGCAGCUACCGGCAGGCACGGUGGUGGGGUCAGGAGAUCACGGAGCUGGCACAGGGUCCAGGCAGAGAUUUUCUGCAGCUACAUCAGCAUGACAGCUAUGCCCCACCCCGGCCCGGAACCCUGGCCCGGUGGUUUGUGAAUGGGGCAGGUUACUUUGCUGCAGUGGCAGAUGCCAUCCUUCGAGCUCGAGAGGAGAUCUUCAUCACAGACUGGUGGUUGAGUCCUGAGAUUUACCUGAAGCGUCCAGCCCAUUCAGAUGACUGGAGACUGGACAUUAUGCUCAAGAGGAAGGCGGAAGAAGGCGUCCGUAUUUCCAUCCUGUUGUUUAAGGAAGUGGAACUGGCCUUGGGCAUCAAUAGUGGCUACAGCAAGAGGACGCUGAUGUUGCUGCACCCCAACAUAAAGGUGAUGCGACACCCAGACCUUGUGACAUUGUGGGCCCAUCAUGAGAAGCUCCUGGUAGUAGACCAAGCAGUGGCAUUCUUGGGUGGGCUGGACCUUGCCUACGGCCGCUGGGAUGAUGUGCAGUACCGACUGACUGACCUAGGGGACCCCUCUGAAUCUGCAGAUUCACAGACUCCCACACCAGGUUCAGACCCUGCAGCCACUCCAGACCUUUCACAUAACCAAUUCUUCUGGCUGGGAAAGGACUACAGCAAUCUCAUCACCAAGGAUUGGGUGCAGCUGGACCGGCCUUUUGAAGAUUUCAUCGACAGGGAGACCACACCCAGGAUGCCAUGGAGAGAUGUUGGAGUGGUUGUACACGGAGUAGCUGCCCGGGACCUUGCCCGGCACUUCAUCCAGCGCUGGAAUUUCACCAAGACCACCAAGGCCAGGUACAAGAUACCUUUGUACCCCUACCUGCUGCCCAAGUCCACCAGCACUGCAAACCAUCUCCCCUUCAUAAUUCCAGGCGGGCAGUGUGCCACUGUGCAGGUCUUGAGGUCUGUGGAUCGAUGGUCAGCAGGGACUUUGGAGAACUCCAUCCUCAAUGCUUACAUACAUACCAUCCGAGAGAGCCAGCACUUUCUCUACAUUGAGAAUCAGUUCUUCAUUAGCUGCUCAGAUGGGCGGACAGUUCUGAACAAGGUGGGCGAUGAGAUAGUGGACAGAAUCCUGAAGGCUUAUGAACAGGGGCAGUGUUUCCGAGUCUACUUGCUUCUGCCUUUGCUCCCUGGCUUUGAGGGGGACAUCUCCACAGGGGGUGGUAACUCCAUCCAGGCCAUUCUGCACUUCACCUACAGGACCCUGUGUCGUGGGGAAUAUUCAAUCUUACAUCGUCUCAAAGCAGCCAUGGGGACAGCGUGGCGGGAUUACAUGUCCAUCUGUGGGCUUCGCACACAUGGAGAACUGGGUGGGCAUCCGAUCUCUGAGCUCAUCUAUAUCCACAGCAAGAUGCUCAUUGCAGAUGACAGAACAGUGAUCAUCGGUUCUGCGAACAUCAAUGACAGGAGCUUGCUGGGGAAGCGCGACAGUGAGCUAGCCAUACUGAUCGAGGACACAGAAAUGGAACCGUCCCUCAUGGAUGGGGUGGAGUACCAGGCAGGCAGAUUUGCCUUGAGUUUGCGGAAGCACUGUUUCAGUGUGAUUCUUGGGGCAAAUACCCGGCCAGACCUGGAUCUCCGAGACCCUGUCUGUGAUGACUUCUUCCAGCUAUGGCAAGAAACAGCGGAGAACAAUGCUACCAUCUAUGAGCAGAUCUUCCGCUGUCUGCCGUCCAAUGCUACCCGGUCCCUGCGGGUUCUCCGGGAGUACGUGGCUGUGGAGGCCUUGGCUACAGUCAGCCCUUCUUUGGCUCAGUCUGAGCUUGCCCACAUCCAGGGCCACCUAGUUCACUUCCCCCUCAAGUUUCUGGAGGACGAGUCCUUGUUGCCCCCUCUGGGGAGCAAAGAAGGGAUGAUACCUUUAGAAGUGUGGACAUAGCUGGGGGUUCUGCUCAGCGGCAGCUGCUAACCGUUGGGUCCAGUCGUGCCUGGAUCCUUACCCCAAACCCUGAGUUCUGAGGGCAGUGCCCUUCGAUCCUUGGGGAGGACUUCUCUGAGGACUCCUACAGAAUCACAGAGGACCUUUACUUGAGAAGUAGCCAAAGGGAGCACUCCCAAGCCUGGCCUGGGGAGGCAGGAGAGAGUUCUAGAGAGGUUUGCCUUCCUGACACCAUGUUCAAACCACUAUGCAUAGACCCCAUCCCUCUGUGGAGGCCUGAGGUCAAGCCUUUUAUUCCAGGAAAGGGGACUCCUGUCCUGGGUCUUCAUCUCACUCUUCCUCCCGCCCUUGAACCCCCUACAUGCCCCAGGGCCUCUCCCAGCCCGUUGCUGCAAAGACGGAGGGAGUAUGGAGCCACUUUGACUGCAGUCUCCACCAAUGGUGGUGGGGAAGACACCAUAACUGCCUCUGCCAGCCUGUCAACAGACACUAACUUUGUACCAGUUCAUCAAGCAUUUCAUAAAUAAAAGUGUAGAAAAGG